This is a messenger RNA of Coniosporium apollinis CBS 100218, 1698 nucleotides long. RefSeq lists its product as uncharacterized. The coding region runs from base 1 to 1698 and encodes 565 amino acids. The record is from RefSeq and is a predicted model, not a curated record. The transcript has 5 exons. NCBI's taxonomy places the organism in Eukaryota, Fungi, Ascomycota, Dothideomycetes. Gene Ontology annotation, biological process: protein transport; protein modification process; endosome to lysosome transport. Gene Ontology annotation, cellular component: ESCRT I complex. Gene Ontology annotation, molecular function: ubiquitin binding.
AUGUCUGUAGUGCCUGAUAAGGUCCUGAACUGGCUCUACAGCGUCCUCACCAGCGAAUACCGCGAUGUGAACCGCACAUAUUCCGACGCGGCCGACGCGCUCUCCCAGUACCCUUCCCUCACCCCCAGAACAGAGGUCUACACAUACGAAAAUGGCUCCUCUGCCCUCCUACUCCACCUUACGGGCACGCUUCCUGUCCAGUUCCGAGGCACCCUCUAUCGCUUUCCUAUCGCGCUAUGGAUACCGCACGCAUACCCUCAUGAGCCGCCGAUGGCGUACGUGACCCCGGCUCAGGACAUGGCUGUAAGGCCGGGACAGAAUCAUGUGGGCGGCGAUGGGAGGGUGUAUCAUCCGUACUUGGCGAAUUGGGGGAAAUUCUGGGAUAGAUCUUCUAUAUCCGACUUCCUUACUAUCCUUCAAGGCGUCUUCGCAAAGGAGCCACCGGUAGCAUCAAAGAAUCAACAACAGCAAUACGCGCCGCAGUCCAGCACCGUGCAUGCCGCGCCACCGGUUCCGCCGCCCCCAGAAGAGUUGCGCAGUUCAGUUCGGCCACCCCAGACAGGCUCUCCCAUUCAAAGGGCAACUCCAGUGCCGCCCCCAAAGCCUUUGAAGCCGCAUGAAGCUUCCUCAGGCAUCCGAAAUGGCCCUGGUCAGCAGCGAUUGCAUGCACCACCUCCUGUACCGCCGUUGCCGCCUGGCGUCGGCACACCGCAUGGUCAAAGAAUUAGUGCUUCUGGGUGGCACGAAGCACAACUACCGCAACACCUGCCACAGCGACAAGCCAGCCUUGAGAUGCGCCCGCCGCCGCCGUUACCGCCUCCGCAGACACCAUCUGCACGCUUCCCUCAGAUCCCUAGUAGUGCGGGCAGCCCUGUUCCUCCAGGUGUGCGGCCACCAGGUUCCGCUCCACGGUAUCAAAACACCCUGCCCCCGCCUCAACCACCCUCGGGAUACGCGCCGUUACGGCCACCGUCCCAACUUAGCCGUCCUCCAGCGAACCAGAUUCCACAGCAACCGGCCCAACCCGUCUACCACCACCAACUCCAACAUCCCCAAUACAUCGGACCACCCGCACAACAGCAGCUACCUAAAGCCAAAGUCCUCCACCCUAUCCCCGACCUCCUCUCCUCCCCCCUCGACGUGACCCUGCCCUCACAAACCGGUCCCAGUAUUCCCCUCCCCCUCCCCCCCGUGCCCCCCAACCCCGAAAAAGAUGCCCUCCUCACCGCACUCUCCACGUCCCUCGUCUCCCAAAUACGCAGGACGGUAGAAGAGAAUAACUCCGCCCUCCCCGCGCUCCAAGCCCAACACUCCGCCCUCCUAGCCGCAACCUCGCGGCUCCAGUCCGAGCUCUCCCAGCUGCAGCAGCUCGACGCAGCGUUGGCGUCUAAUGAAAAGAUACUGAGAGAGGCGAUGAGAGAGGCUGAUCGGGUGAUGGAGGAUGCGCGGAACAGGAAGGUGCCGGAUGUGGAUGAGGUGCUUGUUGCGGGGCAUGUGGUGGGCAAUCAGCUGUACAGUCUCGUGGCGGAGGAGAAGGCGUGUGCGGAUGCGGUGGUGUGUUUGGGGAGAGGGUUGGAUAGGGGGGUUGUGGGGGUUGAGGGGUUUGUCAAGCAAUGCAGAGCCGUUGCGAGAGAACAGUUCUUGAAGAAGAUGCUUAUCAAGAAGAUCGAGAGGGGUAUGGGGUUAGAUGGGGUGUAG